GCGGAUAAAUCAUGCAGCCUCGGGAGUGGGCGCCGUCCGGGAUGGGGAGGAAUCGCUCCAGGGGGAAAGAGCCGCCGCAAUGAGCUGGAGUUUCCACCGCUGGGGAGUUCCUGAACCGGGAGUCCCGCUCUGUGGAGACAAUGCGGUGACGCUGGGUUAGCAGGAAAUAGUAAAUAGAGCCAGUAAAGCCUUGGCAAGAGUCCUCAAUCAGCUUCUACAACACCGUGUCAAAUUUCUUUGUGAGAGGCACUUGGAUACCUCGGUGAUAAGUGCUUUAUAAAUGCUUGGAUUGUCUGUCACCGAGUGGUUUCAGAGUACCACUGAUGUGAUCUUUAUUUUCUUCCAACUCCAGAAAAGGAAGAUAAAUGCUGGGAACUUUUAUCUGCUUAAGAAGAAUUCAGGAAGCUAAGUAAAAUCUUUCCUCAAGUUAUUUCCACUACUAGGAGGAAAAUCUACUGCAGGAGGAAAAGGAUGAAAAGAUGGCUGACUUUUCACUACUGUGUUCUAACCAUUUCCGCCAGUUCACACGUGAAUCUUUGGCUGCUAUUGAGAAGCGAAUUGCUGCCAACAAGAAAUACAAAGACCAGCAACCUAAAGAGAAACCUCGUCCCCAACUUGACCUGCAGGUUUUCCAAAACCUGCCUACUCUCUAUGGGAAUCCUCCUCAGGAGCUUGUUGGGAAACCACUGGAGGAUCUUGACCCUUAUUACAAUGAUCACAAGGUUAGAGACCGCACAUUUAUGGUAUUGAACAAAAGGAAAACAAUCUUCCGAUUUACUGCCACACGUGCCUUGUGUAUACUUAGCCCUUUUAAUCCAAUCAGAAGAACAGCGAUUAAAAUUUCGGUACAUUCAUUGUUCACUAUUUUUAUUAUGUGCACUAUUUUAACCAAUUGUGUCUUCAUGGCUAUAUUUGAGACCCGUAGGAAGAUUAAGUCACCUAAAUUUCGUGACUGGAGAAAGUAUGUUGAGUACACGUUCACAGCCAUUUACACUUUUGAAGUAUUGAUAAAAAUAUUGGCAAGAGGAUUCUGUCUGAAUGAAUUCACUUUCCUUCGAGAUCCGUGGAAUUGGUUGGAUUUCAGUGUCAUUGCUAUGGCAUAUGCAGGGGAGUUUAGUGAUCUAGGCAAUGUUUUGGCCCUUCGUACAUUCAGGGUUCUGAGAGCUUUAAAAACUAUUUCAAUACUCCCAGGACUGAAGGUCAUCGUAGGUGCACUUAUCCACUCUGUUAAGAAGCUUGCUGAUGUGAUGAUCCUGACCCUUUUCUGCUUGAGUGUCUUUGCCCUCAUAGGCCUCCAGCUCUUUAAAGGCAAUUUGAGACAUAAGUGUGUCAGGAAUUUUAACUCCACCAGUGGAACUAUUUAUUUGGAUGACAAAAAAUGGAGCUCCUUUGAUGAGUUUAUUAAUGAUACAGAAAAUAUUUUGAAGAAGAAUGGCACCAAGGAUGCCUUAUUGUGUGGCAACAGCUCAGAUGCUGGCUCCUGUCCACCUCAAUAUGUAUGUCUCAAAGUUGGGGGAAAUCCUGAUUUUGGCUACACAAGUUUUGAUACAUUUGGCUGGGCCUUUCUUUCCUCGUUCCGCCUGAUGACACAAGAUUACUGGGAGCGUCUCUAUCAACAGACUCUCAGAGCUUCUGGGAAGACCUACAUGCUCUUUUUUAUGCUGGUCAUCUUUGUGGGCUCAUUUUAUCUGAUCAACUUGAUCCUGGCUGUAGUGACUAUGGCAUACGAAGAGCAGAACAAAGCUACUAUUGCUGAAACUGAGGCAAAGGAAAGGAGGUUUCAGGAAGCCAUGGAACUGUUGAAAAAAGAGCAAGAGGCAUUGGCUGCUAAAGGAAAUGAUUCGAAGUCACUUUGCUCCUUUGAAAUGUCACCUUUACCUUCCAAAGAAGUCAAAGAUAGAAGCAAUAGGAGAAAUAAAAAUAUGUCCUUAGGGAUAGAAGAUUAUGGGGAAGAUCAAAAAGUUCCCAAAUCACAGUCCAGUAGCCAUCAACAAAACCUGACCCCUGUAUGUGGUGAAGUGAGCAAGAAGCAUUUGCCCCAUCAUCUGUCAGUGGACUAUUUUAAUGAGCCACUACAAAGUCAAAGGGCAACUGGGGCAGUCAGUACCAUUACCUGUGUCCUGGAGGAAUCGCAACAGAAAUGCCCUCCCUGCUUGAAGGACUUUGCCCUAAAAUAUCUUAUUUGGGACUGUUGUCCACUGUGGUUGAGAAUCAAGAAAAAGGUGACAAUUUUAGUAAUGGAUCCAUUUACUGACCUCACUAUCACUCUUUGCAUCGUGAUGAAUACUAUCUUCAUGGCACUAGAGCACUAUAAAAUGACAAAAAAAUUAAAAUUCAUGAUUGACGUAGGCAACAAGGUCUUUACUGGAAUUUUUACUGCAGAAGUGAUCUUGAAAAUCAUUGCUCUAGAUCCCUACUACUAUUUUCAGCAGCGCUGGAAUAUUUUUGACAGUAUAAUUGUCACCAUAAGCUUAAUUGACCUGAGUUUACACACCAAAGCUAAAGGAAGAAAAGAACAUGUAAACCUGUUAGUUUUACGUUCCUUCAAACUGCUGAGGGUCUUCAAACUGGCAAAGUCCUGGACAACUUUGAAUACACUUAUUAAAAUCAUUGGUAACUCAGUGAGUGCUAUGGGUAACCUUACCCUGGUUCUGGCAAUCAUAGUCUUUAUAUUUGCUGUAGUAGGAACGCAACUUUUUGGUAAAAGCUACAAAGAACAUUGCUUUAAAAUAAGUGACGAUUGCAAGCCACGUUGGCAUAUGAUGGAUUUUUUCCACUCAUUCCUUAUUAUAUUCCGAAUUCUGUGUGGAGAAUGGCUUGAAACCAUGUGGGAUUGUAUGGUGGUAGCUGGGCAACCAUUAUGCCUUAUUGUCUUCUUGCUGGCCAUGGUGAUAGGAAACCUAGUGGUUCUCAACCUGUUCAUUGCACUACUGCUGAAUUCCUUCAGUGCUGACAACCUCCAAGCACCCGAAGAUGAUGCAGAGAUGAACAACCUUCAGAUCGCAUUUGCUCGGAUCCACAAAGGACUUCGCUUGCUGAAACACGCAACAUGGGAUUACUGUUGUGGAAAGCUCCGGCAACCAAAGAAAGCCACCAAAAAGAAAAUGAAAUUGGCUGCUGAGAACACAUGUGUGGAGAUUGGGAAAGAAGGGAAGAAUUGUAGAGAAAAUCACAGAGACAAUGUGACUGAGAAGAAUGGAGAGAGAGGCUGUGUUAGCAUUCUUGAAGAUUUUAUCACCAACCCCAACAAGUUUGUCUGCGUCCCUAUUGCUGAAGCAGAAUCUGAUAGUGAAGACUGUGAAGAAGAUGAUGAUAAUUCAAGUACAUUCACAGAAAUGGUGUACAGUAAACAGCAGCUUGAUAACAUCAGCUGUUCUGAAGGCAGCACAGUGGAUCUGACAAAUCCUGAGGAGCUUCUGAAACAGAUCCCUGAGCUGGCUGAAUACUUAAAGAAACCUGAUAACUGUUUUCCAGAAGGCUGUAUUCGACAUUCCCCUUGCUGUUCACUCAAUACCACAAAGUUUCCAGGCAAAACAUGGUGGAACCUGAGGAAAACAUGCUACAAAAUUGUUGAACACAACUGGUUCGAAAGCUUUAUCAUAUUCGUGAUUCUGCUAAGCAGUGGAAGCCUGGCAUUUGAAGAUAUACAUCUUGAGAAAAGAAAAAACAUUAAAAUGAUGUUGGAAUUUUUUGAUAAAAUCUUCACUUAUAUCUUUGUCCUGGAGAUGUUUCUGAAAUGGGUGGCCUAUGGCUUCAAGAAAUAUUUCACCAAUGCCUGGUGUUGGCUUGACUUCCUAAUUGUAGGUGUCUCUUUAGCAAGUCUUAUAGCUAACUCACUUGGAUAUGCCGAAAUGGAACCCAUGAAAUCCUUUAAAAUCCUGAGAGCCUUGAGACCAUUAAGGGCAUUGUCACAAUUUGAAGGGAUGAGGGUGGUUGUGAAUGCCUUAGUAGGUGCCAUCCCUUGCAUCAUGAACGUUGUGCUUGUCUGCCUCAUUUUUUGGCUCGUUUUUAGUAUCAUGGGAGUGAACCUAUUUGCAGGAAAAUUUGGAAAAUGCGUAAACUUGACUGAAGAAAAAUCAGAAAUAAAUAACAGUAUUAAGAACAAAUUGGAUUGUUUAAACUAUAAUGACACGCAAAAAAUAUAUUGGAUAAAUGUUGCAGUCAACUUUGAUAAUGUUGGUUCUGGUUAUCUGGCUCUUCUUCAGGUGGCAACAUUUAAAGGUUGGACAGACAUUAUGUAUGCAGCAGUAGAUUCACGAGGGGCCAUCCAUAAGAAGCAGCGGGAUUAUAAGAGGCAGCCUGGGUCCUCCAAGGGCAAGGAGAAAGACAAACAGCCAAAGAAGGAACAUUGUCUAUACAUGUACCUCUAUUUUGUGGUUUUCAUCAUCUUUGGAUCUUUCUUCACACUGAAUCUCUUUGUUGGUGUCAUUAUUGACAAUUUUAACCAACAAAAGAAAAAGAUAAGUGGACAAGACAUCUUUAUGACAGAAGAACAGAGAAAAUAUUAUAACGCAAUGAAAAAACUGGGAUCCAAGAAACCCCAAAAACCUAUCCCAAGGCCAUUGAACAAAUACCAAGGGUUUUUUUUUGACAUCGUAACAAGCGAAGCCUUUGAAAUUAUCAUCAUGAUUCUCAUCUGCCUUAACAUGAUCACUAUGAUGGUGGAAACUGACGAUCAAAGUAUAAGGAAGACUGACAUUCUUAACAAAAUCAACAUGUUCUUUGUUGCCAUCUUUACUGUAGAAUGCAUCGUGAAAUUAUUGGCUCUGAGACACUACUAUUUCACCAAUGGCUGGAACAUAUUUGAUUUAAGUGUGGUCAUUAUGUCUAUUGUUGGUACUCUGGUUUCUCACAUUGUUAAUGCAUUUGAAAAUUACUUCUCACCUACACUCUUCAGAGUCAUUCGGUUGGCUCAGAUUGGACGAAUACUAAGACUUGUCCGAGCUGCCAAAGGAAUUAGAACUCUCCUUUUUGCCUUAAUGAUGUCCCUUCCUGCUCUGUUCAACAUUGGCCUCUUACUUUUUCUGGUCAUGUUUAUUUACGCCAUUUUUGGCAUGUCUAAAUUUGCUUAUGUUAAGUGGGAGAGUGGGAUUGAUGACAUGUUCAACUUCCAAACCUUUGCUAAUAGUAUGCUCUGUCUCUUCCAAAUGACAACAUCUGCUGGCUGGGAUGGUCUUCUCAGUCCUAUUUUAAACACUGGACCUCCUUUUUGUGAUCCAAACAUACAAGGUGGUGUGGGAGAAUGUGGUAAACCUGCUGUGGGUAUUAUUUUCUUUGUAAGUUACAUCAUUAUAUCAUUUCUCAUUGUUGUAAACAUGUAUAUAGCUGUUAUUUUAGAAAACUUCAAUGUUGCCACUGAAGAAAGUACAGAUCCUGUGGGUGAAGAUGACUUUGAUAUGUUUUAUAAAAUCUGGGAGAAGUUUGAUCCUGAAGCAACUCAAUUUAUUGAGUAUUCUGCACUUUCAGACUUUGCAGAUGCUUUGGCAGAACCUUUACGCAUAGCCAAACCAAACAAAAUUGAGCUCCUAGCAAUGGACCUUCCCUUGGCUAGCGGAGAUAGGAUCCACUGUUUGGAUAUUUUGUUUGCUUUUACCAAACGGGUGCUAGGAGAAUCUGGGGAGAUGGACAAACUAAAAGAACAGACAGAGGAAAAGUUUAUGGCUGCCAAUCCAUCCAGGUUUUUUCAUGAACCAAUCACAUCCACGCUCAGACACAAAGAAGAGGAGGUUUCUGCCAUUAUUAUCCAGAGAGCCUAUAGGAGUCAUUUGAUUCAACGGUCCAUGAAGCAGGCCUCUCUCUUAUAUUACAGAACUUGUGAUGGUGACAUCCUUGAAGAUGCUUCACAGAAGGAAGGUCUCAUUGCAUUUAUGAUGAAUGAAAAUUAUGGUAGGAAUCUAGACAAGUCUGAGACUGUGUCUUCAACAUCUUUCCCUCCAUCCUAUAACAGUGUCACCGGGGACACUAAUGACAACCUCCAGGUAAAGACGGUGGACUCUUCCAAAUGUGAUGUACCUAUAGGUUGUCAGCUAUCUCCAGACAAAGAUAAAGAAUACAUUGUUUAAUAUUUUGUUAAUAAUGCUUUAAAAUAUUCACAGAAGAUAAUGAUGUAAAUAUACAGCAACCAAAGCAGCCUUCUUUUUAAACAUUAGUUGCAAAAGAAACUAAGGUUCUUCUACCCUUAACUAUGGGAGUUCAUAAGCUGUCACCUUUGACCUUGCUACAUUCAACUUUACUCAAUGUUUAUAUUUAGAUAUACCUAGGAAGUAUCUGUGUAGAGUCAUAACUGUUAUAUUGGUGGCAGUUGUGACUUAAGGCAGAAUCCUUGGUAUCUUGUUACUAUGGCCCAGACACAGAGCUGAUUAGAGCUGCACUUUGCUUACUUCUGCUAACCAAACACCCACCCAUUUAGAUUGGUUUGCCUCAUUGUGAACCAAGUUCAAGAAGUGGAAAAUAAGUUUCAAGAUAUCUGGAAAGAAAUAGCUGUCUGGGAAAGGAGUGGGAGAAAAUGUAAUGGUUUGUGAGGGUUUUGAAGUAGGGAGCGAGGGUGAAAUAUAGCAUAAUUAACACUUUGAUAAUAAACCUGGUAGACUAAUGACCCCCAAUCUUUUCAGUUCUGUGACCCACAUACCAUAAACAUAGCUAUUGCAUGACCCAUUGAUAUGUCAAACUGUACUGGAACUCCUCCAAUAUGAUGAAUUUAAACAAUAGCCAUGGUAUGUAUACUAUUGUAGUCAAGUUACUGCAGCAUAAUGACAAUAAAUGUAAUACCUAACAUUCCAAAAACAGUAAUGAAUUACAUUAGAAUUUUUUUUUUUACACAAAACUGAACUGCUUUUCCUCUGGAAUUAUGAAGUUGGCAUCUUUAUCUUCAUCAUGUUUUCUUUCUAAAGAUCUUUGUGACUCUUAUGACAUCAUGAUAUCAUUAGCCUGGACUUCUCCACAAAGAACUCUACACCUUGGCCUGCCUUCAGUCUCUUCUACCAUGUGUGUAAAUACUUAUUUGAGAUGCAUGAAAUACAGAAAGUAUGAACCAUUUUGCUUUUCAUUUACUGAUUUGUCUUCCUUUCUGUUGCAUUGUUAGGUAUUCAGAGCCACAAGACCACUCAAGUCUCUCUUGACACUUACAUUGCAUAUUUAAAACUGUUAAUUGUAUAUGUAAAUCACUUUUCAAGAUAAGAUUUUUAAAAAGUGGCAAGAUUCAUGUGACUAUCAAGGGUGACGGGUCCAGGGGAGGCACAGCUUUCCUUUCUUCCCCACAGUGUUUUCAGACAGAAAAAAAGCUUGGCUUUGUGGCUGAGGCACUGGACUGGGACUCUGAUCUGGGUUCAGUUCCUUGCUUGGCUACAGACUUUCCAUAUGACCAUAGGAAAAUCACAUCUGACUGCAGUGCAGAUGUACCUUAAUCUGUCUUUCACUCAGUUCCUCCUCUAUAAAAUGGGAAUAUUAAUACUUCCUUUAAUAAAUCUCCCUUUCUCCCACUUUUGUCUGUCUAUCUAUUUAGAUUGUGAGCUCUUUGGGCAGGGACUGGCUCUUACUAUGCAUACGUACAGUGCCUUGCACAGUGUGGCCCCAGUCUUAAUUGAGGCUUCACAGUACUAUUUGAAUACAAAAAAUAAUAAAUAAUAUUUAUAAUGCCUUUUAUCUAUCUUUCUUUCUGUUUUAUUCCCCCUGCUUCUCCUGGUGUAAAUGGUCUCUCACUAUGGAGUUUUGGGCCCAUGCUGUUACUUUCUCCCUGUACUUUGAAGCUAGACAC
Messenger RNA from Mauremys mutica (yellowpond turtle), 7753 nucleotides. Its product is annotated as sodium channel protein type 5 subunit alpha-like. The record is from RefSeq and is a predicted model, not a curated record. Gene Ontology annotation, biological process: neuronal action potential; membrane depolarization during action potential; sodium ion transmembrane transport. NCBI's taxonomy places the organism in Eukaryota, Metazoa, Chordata, Testudines, Geoemydidae. The transcript has 29 exons. Gene Ontology annotation, cellular component: plasma membrane; axon; voltage-gated sodium channel complex. Gene Ontology annotation, molecular function: voltage-gated sodium channel activity. Bases 480 to 6062 code for a protein of 1860 amino acids.